GCUAUCCAAGGGCAUGUCCAUCUUCCUCGACAUCCUGAGGAGAGCAGACAAAAAUGAUGAUGGAAAAUUAUCCUUUGAAGAAUUCAAAGCAUAUUUUGCAGAUGGUGUUCUCAGUGGAGAAGAAUUACAUGAGCUGUUCCAUACCAUUGAUACACAUAAUACUAACAAUCUUGACACAGAAGAACUAUGUGAAUAUUUUUCUCAGCACCUGGGCGAGUAUGAGAAUGUACUAGCAGCACUUGAAGACCUAAAUCUUUCCAUCCUGAAGGCAAUGGGCAAAACAAAGAAAGACUAUCAAGAAGCCUCCAAUUUGGAACAAUUUGUAACUCGAUUUUUAUUGAAGGAGACCUUGAAUCAGCUGCAGUCUCUUCAGAAUUCUCUGGAAUGUGCUAUGGAGACUACUGAGGAGCAAACUCGCCAAGAAAGGCAAGGGCCAACCAAGCCAGAAGUCCUGUCAAUUCAAUGGCCUGGAAAACGAUCAAGUCGCCGAGUCCAGAGACACAACAGCUUUUCCCCUAACAGCCCUCAGUUUAAUGUCAGUGGACCAGGCUUAUUAGAAGAAGACAACCAGUGGAUGACCCAGAUAAACAGACUCCAGAAAUUAAUUGAUAGACUGGAAAAGAAGGAUCUCAAACUUGAACCACUGGAAGAGGAAAUUAUUGAAGGGAACACUAAAUCUCACAUAAUGCUUGUGCAGCGUCAGAUGUCUGUGAUAGAAGAGGAUCUGGAAGAAUUCCAACUUGCCCUGAAACACUAUGUGGAGAGCGCAUCCUCCCAAAGUGGAUGCUUACGUAUUUCUAUUCAGAAGCUUUCAAAUGAAUCACGCUACAUGAUUUAUGAGUUCUGGGAGAAUAGUAAUGUGUGGAAUAGCCACCUUCAGACAAAUUAUAGCAAGACUUUCCAAAGAAGUAAUGUGGAUUUCUUGGAAACUCCAGAACUCACCUCUACUAUGCUAGUUCCUGCUUCAUGGUGGAUCCUGAACAACAACUAGAUAUUCGUAGACAUUUUCUUCAUGGUUCCACCAAGUGCAAAAUAAUUGUUCUUAUCUAAAAUGUCAAAUAGAAAAUUCUCUGUAGUUGUUAAUCUACUGUAUACUUUUGUUUAAUAUAGUUACUAUUUGAGCACUAUUCAGAAAUAUA
Tupaia belangeri chinensis (Chinese tree shrew) is the source of this 1139-nucleotide messenger RNA. It is a transcript of the gene NECAB1, whose product is annotated as N-terminal EF-hand calcium binding protein 1. The record is from RefSeq and is a predicted model, not a curated record. Lineage: Eukaryota; Metazoa; Chordata; Mammalia; Scandentia; Tupaiidae. Gene Ontology annotation, molecular function: calcium ion binding. Gene Ontology annotation, biological process: regulation of amyloid precursor protein biosynthetic process. Bases 14 to 991 code for a protein of 325 amino acids. The transcript is spliced from 13 exons. Gene Ontology annotation, cellular component: cytoplasm.